ACGGGCUCGGUAAGGGCUCGGCAAGGGCUCGGUAAGGGCUCGGCCCCGCCGUCCCUCAGCCAGGGCUCGGUGAGGGCUCCGUAAGGGCUCGGCACGGACCCGGCACCACCGUCCGUGAGCCAGGGCUCGGUAAGGGCUCUGCCCCGCCGUCCCUCAGCCAGGGCUCGGUAAGGGCUCGGCACGGCCCCGGCCCUGCUGUCCCUCAGCCAGGGCUCGGUAAGGGCUCGGCCCCGCCGUUCCUCAGCCAGGGCUCGGCACCGACCCGGUCCCACCGUCCCUCAGCAAGGGCUCGGCACCCGCCUGGCCGCGCCGUUCCGUGGGACGGGCUUGGCACCGGCCUUCCCCCGUCCUCCCCCGCUCAGGUGCCGGGGCUGCGGUCACCCAGCGGUGCUGAGAACCCGGCGCGGGCCUGAGGCUGUCCCUGCCAGCCCUCGCCACUGCAGCAUUGGCGGGCUGGGUUCCUGCGCUGCCAAGCGGUGAUACCCGGCUGUGGUACUGGCAGUCCUGUAACCUUCAGGUAGCUCUCAACUGGCAAAAUAACUACAAGCUAGAGUGGUUACGCUGUGCUGUGGUUCAAUCUGCAACUCAUAACUUGGAAGGCAAAUUAAAUCAAUCACAGUAGUGCAGCUGUAUCUUCCAAGAACUUGCUGAAUGCAUAUCUUUGAGAAAUGGCUUUCAACUUUUCCAUGUAAUUAAAUCUAAUAGACACCUAAAAAUCGAGUAAAGGUGAUCUCCAUGUGGCAAAAGUAAGUCUGCUGACAACACUUCCAUCACAGUGAUUUUGAUGGAAGACUUGGAGGUAAUUCACAGACAUUGCUCCCUGUUUACCCUGUGGCCUCCCUGCCACAAGCUGCCACGCCUGCCUUGAGGAACUGCUGUUACAGAAAUAACUUAAAUACAUGAACAUAUAAUGACAGAAAUACUGAUUUUUAUUAUUUUUUUUUUAGUUGUCUGUGUUUUGGGUUUUUAAACUAGUUUAUGAGGUAAAAAUACUUAUAUAAGACAGAAGUAAAUUUUCAUUUUUCAGAAGGAAAAUACACAUUGAGACAGUUCAGUAGCUAUGCCAAAAGGCAAGAAGAAAGAUGUCAAGAAGAAAGAUGUCAAGAAGAAAGAUGCCAAGAAAGAUGGUAAGAAGGAAGCUGGUGAGAAGUCAGAAGAAUCUAUAGGUCCUACAGCUGAGAGUAGCUUAACAACGCAGCCAGAUUUGCAGAAUGAGUCAGUGAGUGAAGAAACUCAGGCAAUUCCAGAGGCACCAGACAAAGAGGUAGAGGUAGAGGAACCACCAGUCCAGCCUGUUCCCCCGUUCCACGAGGAGCCUAUUCUUGCUCAAGUGAUUAUAAAAAGCUAUGAAGGUGAAGAAGUUGAUGGAUUCUAUGAGGGUGAAGGAUUUAUAUGUUUUGAGGGAGGAAAUACAUACAAGGGUCUAUUUUCUGAAGGACGUAUGGAUGGACAGGGGACUUACACGUGGGCUGAUGGAGUAAAGUACGAGGGAACAUUUAUUAAGAAUGUGCAGAUGCUUGGUGGCCGUUAUACCUGGAGUGAUGGCAGUGUUUAUGAAGGAUCAAUCAAAGAUGGACUUAGGCAUGGAUAUGGAUUUUUUAGGAGUGGUACUCGUCCAAUUUCUUACCAUGGUGAUUGGUGCAAUGGCAAAAGACAUGGAAAGGGUGUAAUUUAUUAUGAUGAGGAACAUACCUCCUGGUAUUCAGGUGAAUGGGUAAAUAAUGUCAGAGAAGGACAGGGAUUGAGACGCUACAGGUCUGGAAAUACCUAUGUAGGUCAGUGGAAGAAAAAUCUACGACAUGGACAUGGAAAAAUGACAUGGCUGGCAGCUAAUCAAGAGUAUACAGGACAGUGGGUGUGUGGCAUACAGCAUGGAUUUGGCACCCACACAUGGUUUUUUAAGGCAAUGCAUAUGUCUCAGUAUCCUCUGCGGAGUGAAUACAUCGGUGAUUUUGUAAAAGGGAAGCGCCAUGGACGUGGCUUGUUUCUAUAUCCUAGUGGAGCAACGUACAAUGGAGAAUGGGUUUGUGAUAAGAAGCAUGGCAAGGGUGUGUUUGUCUCCCUGAAUGGUCAAGUGUUUCAAGGAGAGUUCAUAGACAAUCAUCCAGUGGAAUGUCCUGCUCGUCAAGGGGCUGCUGUGGAAGCCAAACAGCAGAGAGCCACUGGCACAAGAAGGUGUUCUGGCACUGAAAAGACCAUAAUCAUUAAUGCCUUGGGAGAGACUUCUAUUCUGAAAUCAGAUAUUGAGUUGGAUAUCUCUUUACUGCUUGAGUUGUUGCCAGUGGAAGACAGAGAGGAAGAAGUGAAACAAGUAGAAUUGGCUGUGUUGAUGCAUAUUUCAAAACUGAAAAAAGCCUACCACUUCUACAGUGUCUUAGGCUAUGGUCAUUCUCCUGACAACAAUUACACCCUGACUAAGCUGCAGUUUUGGAGGUUUCUGAAGGACUGUGAGUUUCAUUUCUCCUCCGUAACUCUCGCUGAAAUGGAUCGGCUGUUGAGAGGUGAUAAACCAUUUGAGAGUAUACAUUGUCCACAUGAGGUAUUGGUGUUCAGAACAUUUUUAUCCUACCUUGUUCACCUGGCAUUUCAUAUCUAUCAUGAAGAGUACAAAGACGAAGUUCCUCAUCUCUGUAAGUGUUUCUUAAAAAUGAUGUCCAGGAAUGUUCUGCCCUCUGCCUGUUGUGUCCAAGGUCUCUUAUUUUCUGGUGAACAAUUCACAUCUUUUGCCAUGAGCUACAUUGACAAAUGCUGGGAAAUAUACAACAAUUUUUGUAGACCGCAUUCCAGGCCUCCAUUUGAACCCACAGUGAAGAUGAGGCAAUUCCUCUGGAUGUUGGCUGAUUUUAAACUUCUCAGUGAACAAUUAACUGCUUCAAGAGUUGUGGGAAUAUUUGUCAAAGUUGGUGCUUCCCUACCUCAUAUCACUGGUGUCAACCUGGAUCUGGAGAUGGUUUUUCUGGAAUUUUUUGAAGCUCUUCUUGAAUGUGCAUUGGUGUAUGUUACUGAGGAUAUGAUCCUGGAGAAAGCAGCUCAAGAUGAUCAGAAAAGAAGUAGUGUUGAAAUCAAGGAGUUCUCCAGGAAAACUUCAGCUGUGUCUCUCACAGAAUGUUCUCUGCCCCAGCCACCGAGACCUUGUGAAGGCACACAGCUUGCUUGUCUACCUUCUCUACUGGAAACUCUUCCCUCAUUUCCCACAACUCCUGGAGAAAGCAAAUAUGAUGUGUCAUUGCCCAAUGAGGAUGUAAAAGAAGAACAGGAUUCCUGUCCAGAAAAGGAAUUCUCAGAUGAAGCAAAAGAAGACAAAGAUGAACAAGACGAGCUAUUGAGUCUGUGGAGGUGUCAGAUGCAAACCUUUUUCACAACUAAGUUCUUCCCUGCUUUUGAGCAUGAAAUAGUGCUGAGGGAAAAAAUAAAAGAAGUAAAAAAGGAGGAUGCUGAAUUAGCUGGGCUGAGAAAGAUCCAAGCUGAGGAGCUGGCAAGACUUAUUGCUGAAAAAGAAGAAGAGGCAAAAAGGCGAGAAGCAGCUGCAGCAGAAAAGGCACUUGCAGAGUUAGAGAGUGUCAAAACGCUGAAAGGAAAGCCCAGGAGAGGAGCCUGGUCAAAGAAAGAUACGUCCAAGAGAGGACCCUCUCCCAAGAGAAGUCUCUUGGCAAAUAAAGAGGCCCCCAAGACAGAACCUUCAUCAUAAAGAGGCUCACAAGGCAGCACAGCCUGAGGAGGAAGAGGCAGCACCCACAGGUACCAAGCACCUGCUGACAAAAUGUAAAAUAAAUAAAUAAAUCCUCUGCUGGCAACUACUGAAGCUUCCAGAAAGUACUCUCCAAAUAAGGAAAAAACCCCCAAACCAAAACAACCCCAGAAGACCCUCACUUGUAGGAAGCAUGGUUCAGCCAUAUGCACAAGAAUUGCUGGUUUCAGAGGGAAGAGUCUUUUACACCAGGGUCUUGGGCAAGUGGUUAACUAGCAGGAAGUCACGUGACGCAAAUGAACACAGAUGCUCCUAAAGUGUAACAAUUAUUAGUUUUAUUUUUCAGCAAAAUAUUCACAUAACCUAUCAGAAUGGAAUGGUACAGAUGAAUUCAGACUGGUUUUUAAUUAGUUUGCACAUAAACAUUUUUAAAAUUUAAAAAUUUUAUGGUCAGUUUACAGAUUUUAGUAGAAAUUUUGAUUCUUACAAAGCAAGUAUUGCUUUACUAUUGUCAUUAUUCCAGUCAAUAAUAUGACUAAUAACUUCUCAUGUUGAACAAGUGCCUGACAUUGACAUCUUCAAUAAAUCAGCCCUUUGCAGAUCAAUCCAAGAAGAAAAUAUUAUUAAACUGUGUUGCACAAAGUUUCUUCACUUCUUCUGUUUAAAAAAAGAAAAAAAGAUACAUCAGUAUGGUAUUUUACAGAAACCUCCUCAAGAAAAACCCUGGGGAUUGUCAUGGAGAAUAUAAUUAAAUUCAAACAGAAAAAGCCCUAAGAGUUUCUAAUGUAGAAAUACACUUAAUGUUGCUGUCUUCAGUAGGAGAAAGGCAAGUCUGACAUCUUCCACUGCCUGAAAGCUGUGUUGUGUCUAAGUGGCUUAAGUGCAAAUGAUGGGCCUCUCACCAGACACUGCAACAGCAGCAGACUUGGCUUAACAUAAGGAAGUAUAUUAUAACCCCCUUUUCAGAGAAGGGAGGAAUUAGGGUAUUCUGUUACAGUAAAUCAAGUCUGCAAAACGUUCACUUUGUGUUAUUUGGUAGACAACACUUUCUAAGUUUAUCAGGCACAGAAACACUCAUUUACUGCUUCUGUAUGCUAGGUUUGAUGCUGAAACACAGUUAUAGAAAGAUUUCCAAGUUAUGCAACUCAUUCCUGAUUUUAAAAUGUAGGUUGCUAGGCUUUGGUCCUGGAAAAGGACCAAAUUCUUUCCCAUUGUCUAAGCGAGGACAGUGCCUCCUGUUAAAACAGAGCCUUAGAAUUCCUGCAAGUAAGAGUCAAACAGAUUUUUAGAGAAAUAGCAAUGUAAAAGCUUAUUGCAUCUUAAUGGUAAUUCUCACUCUCAGUCAUAGUAAAUCAUUCUCAAAACCACAUUAGAAACAAGGUAGCGAUGGAUGAGGAGCACUGACAGGACAGCCACAAUGUGUAAGUAACUACGCCCGGAUCUGACAGAUAAAAAGUCAGAUGUAAAUAUAUUCAUCUCUCACCUGUAAUACACUUUUUAAAUUACUCCUAAACUAAGCUCACACUGCUGUCCUCUAUUAUUUGAAGGAGGAAGGAUGACUGAUUAAUAAUUAAGAAUGCCUGCUGAAUAUUUAUGCUGUCCUUUCACAGCUGGUAGUAGGCAGACCAAAACCUUAGGCAAACUCACCUGCUCUAUCAAAGAUCAGUCCCUCUCUAGAUUUCUCAUGAGAUGGUUUUAUUACUUCUCUAGGGACACACAUUUUAGGAGUAACUGUGUUUAAAGGUAAUAAGAAACAAACCUUACCAUUAACUUCAAUCAGAUUUACAUUUUUUUGAUUCAAAAUAACAUACAGUUCUCGCUGGUCAGACUUUUUCCCAACUACCCAGUAAUCACUCAUCGCCUUCACAAUAAUUUCCUCGUCUUCAUCAACUCUGAAAGAAGUUUUAAAAAGUAAAGAAGGUGGCAGCAAGUUCAUCUUCAACAACUUUAUCUGUAAUCAUUAGGAACAGCUCAAUGUCAGAAAUGUUGUGCAGUGUCAAAGAAAACAUCAGUUCUAACUUGGCCAACAUUCAGUCCAGCACGAAGGCUUCAUAAAUGGCUGCUUAGGACAUCCCCAAAUCAGUAAUUUUUUCAUUAGCCAAACACUCCAGUGCUCUGAAGAAAACUCCUCCAUUCUGGCAAGAACACACUUCACAGAAUGAGGAUUUGCCACACAGUGACCAAAUACGGAAAGCUGGAGAUGGGUUGGUGAUCCUAAGCUUUCACUGAACUGUUAAACCUGGACCUAAACUAUGCUCAACAACACAUAUAUUCUAUAAAGCUGUCACUAACCCAGUACUUCCAUAACAUGAUGACACAUGCUUUUGUCCUUUACAGAAAAGUUAAAACCUUGUCCUUAAGCAGAGUGGGAAAAUUGCUUGUUGCUAAUUAGAGCAUCAGGCAUCCCAAUCAUUCAGCAUUGUCAUGAUCUUCAUUAACUUUUGUAGUUACAGAGGGUCUCUCCCACUUUGCAGCGUGAUACCCAUUGACAAGAAGCCACUUAUCUUCUCUAUCAGCAGGACUGCAGUAACUGCAAGGUUUGCAUUUCAUCCAUUGUCUCACCCGGAGAGGCCACCAGCUGUGUCGGGGCAGGUAUGACACAGGCAGAAGCAGGUGUCCCUGUCCUUUAUACUGCUUUCCCAGAUUAGACAGACUCUGGUGCUUCCCAUCCCAUUUGUUAGGACUACUCUGAAGCCUCCAAUAGAUGAAGUAUUUUCUUGGAUAGAGGCCCUGGCCCUCUUUUAAGUUAUUUUUUUAAAAGGACAGUAGAAGGUUUUUUUUAAGAUGGACUAUUUCUAGACCAACACAAAAUACCAAACAUGAACAGACAGCCAUCAACAAAGACUGGAAAGCUCCACUCCUUUGAAAAACAACUAAAUCUGCUUGACAGUAGGAGUUACAGACUACUUAAUAGGUAAGCAUUACCUGGAGAAGUCACUGUUGAUGUCACCAAGAAUCUUCAUGAGGUCAGGGUGAACAGAUGCAAGUGAUACGCUGGGUGUUUUCCUCAUGUGAAUGGUACUUUUCUCUGCCAAGUUCAUGUGAUUGAAAUAGAUGAACUUAAAUUGAGGUUCCUUCUCAGCCCUAGGAAGAUUUAAAAAGAAAAAAAAAAUUGUGUUUUGUGAAUACCAACAUGUUCUAUAAGCACAGGCCUCCCAGAGAUUGGGUAGUGAGCCAGUGCAAAGCUAACUUAGCCUGGAGUUAUGUUCACACUGAAGGGACUUGUGGGAUCGAACUUCAUUUUAACACACUUUAAAAAAAAACAAAAGACAACCAAGCCUGCAGAACCAGCCAGUGUUUCCCUUUCUGCCACUCAGGCUGCCAGGAAACACUCACAGGGGAGUCUGAAGGCCUUGUUCCACUUCACAGUAGUAAUUCAUUUGCAUUUUUCUAAUGAACUGGUUUUUUCUCUGGCCCCAUUUUGUUCCUGCUGCUCUCCUCUAUGCCAGUCCAAGCUGCUUUGAAUGGAUCCUGGCUCUUUGAGCAAUAAGUCAUCUUCUAUUCAUGUAUUUGUUAUUUGUUACAACCAUCAUUUGUGUGGGCCAAGCAAGAGACUAUUUUCAAACUCCUGCCUUGGCGGUCUUCCUCCAUUUCCUCUUUUAUGAAGUUAAUAUAAAAACCUAGAGCUGUAAUUUUUUGUAGAAGUCACAACAAAUUCAGACUGACCAAAAACUGGCUGCAGAAUUGGUACUUGAGGCAAUGCAUUAUUUAGAACCAGGAGAUACUGUGAUGACACCACUCACCUUAACAAACAACCAGAUACCCCUGCUCUCUGUCACCCACAUGCAUUAGUGUCAAGGAACUGUAUCAUGUUUUCAGGACACCAUGGCAUUAAACUUUUAAAGAGUUAAAGCUGCCAAAGCCAGUCCCAGAUGACAUUUAAAAACCCCAAGUUUAAUGAUUUAGUAGAUUGGCACAAUUUCAAGCACAUCCUAUUCCAUCCUGUGCGAUUUUGCUGAUUUGGGAUGGUACCACUAAGUUCACUCACACACCCAUCUUUGGUUGAAUUCCUCUUAUGUUGCCAUAUGUGGUGCUGUUCUUGCUUCCCCAGCUAAUAAAUCUAUCAAAAAAUAGAUGCAAUUUUAUUGCAAGACAGCUGUAGUUCUAAGUGAAGUAUGAAGCAUUAAAAUCCUUUUUCUUUUGACUGUUUUUUGUCCCUCAAGUAAUUACCUUAGUCCUGCAAAACAGAAAACAAAAAAGACCUUUUUUUCCUCACCAACUAUACAUGGCAACAUUUCAAGAAGCAGUAACUCUGGAAAAGUCCUCAGCUGUAAAGCUUCCACUGUAACCAAACUAAAAUUCCUAAAAUUAAAUUUACUCACUAAAAUUCCCAUUUCAGCCAGACAAUAAACAUUUGUUCCUAAAUUAGUAACAUCUAUUGUUACUUCAGAGAGACCCAAAUAUGCAACAAUAUGCACUUCAUAAACUCUUAAAGAUACAGAAAAGUAGACAAGCAUUGUUUUAAGUAUACCAUUAAUGCUUUCAAAAUUUGGGCUCAUGUUACCAUUAUUUAAGCAGUUCAUUAAACCUAACUUUUCACCAACUAAUGAGGGAAUGCAACAGGCAAAGAAGUGUAGUACAAACCCUGAUAUUCUCUUGUUGAUGUUGUAUUGUUCACAUAUGUCUGAUGCCAACACUGUGAGCUGAGGCCCAACAAUGCUGUCCAGUUUUCUGCAAAACUCCAGUGUGGGUGGAAUUGAAGC
Molecule: messenger RNA, 8391 nt
Organism: Corvus hawaiiensis (hawaiian crow)
Lineage: Eukaryota; Metazoa; Chordata; Aves; Passeriformes; Corvidae
Product: radial spoke head 10 homolog B-like
Exons: 19
Coding region: 1061-3688 (875 amino acids)
Source: RefSeq, a predicted model, not a curated record